AUGGAAAAAUUUGGUCUACGAGCACUAGUGCCGCUGCUUAAACUAGAGGACAAAGAACUAUCAAGCACAUAUGAUCAUUCCAUGACUUUAGGAGCGGAUUUAUCGUCGAUGUUAUAUUCGUUAGGCAUUCCGAGAGAUUCGCAGGAUCACAGAGUUCUCGAUACUUUCCAGUCACCUUGGGCAGAGACAUCCAGAAGUGAAGUGGAGCCCCGAUUUUUUACACCAGAAUCCUUCACCAACAUUCCCGGCGUAUUACAAUCCAAUGUAACCCCGCCAUGUUUCAAUUCUAUUCAAAAUGAUCAACAGCGUGUGGCCCUUUUCCAAGAUGAAACGUUGUUUUUCCUCUUUUAUAAACAUCCAGGUACAGUCAUCCAGGAACUGACGUAUUUAGAACUCAGGAAAAGGAAUUGGAGGUACCACAAGACCUUGAAGGCCUGGCUCACCAAGGACCCGAUGAUGGAACCGAUUGUGUCCGCUGACGGGCUAAGCGAAAGGGGAUCAUACGUGUUUUUUGACCCACAAAGGUGGGAAAAGUGUCAGAGAGACUUCUUAUUGUUUUAUAAUGCUAUUAUGUAA
Saccharomyces kudriavzevii IFO 1802 is the source of this 576-nucleotide messenger RNA. RefSeq names its product CCR4-NOT core subunit CDC36 (gene CDC36). NCBI's taxonomy places the organism in Eukaryota, Fungi, Ascomycota, Saccharomycetes, Saccharomycetales, Saccharomycetaceae. Gene Ontology annotation, biological process: regulation of DNA-templated transcription; nuclear-transcribed mRNA poly(A) tail shortening. Gene Ontology annotation, cellular component: CCR4-NOT core complex; P-body. The coding region runs from base 1 to 576 and encodes 191 amino acids. The transcript has a single exon. The record is from RefSeq and is a predicted model, not a curated record.